Molecule: messenger RNA, 642 nt
Organism: Penicillium atrosanguineum
Lineage: Eukaryota; Fungi; Ascomycota; Eurotiomycetes; Eurotiales; Aspergillaceae
Exons: 3
Coding region: 1-642 (213 amino acids)
Source: RefSeq, a predicted model, not a curated record
AUGACUCCAACUCCUGCGCCACAGACAGCAAGCGACCUUGGAAUGUCUUCAGUUGAGUCGCCGCUCAGAUCCAGAGAACCAGGAAAUGUUUUGUUUUCCCAAUCGAGCAUGGACAUUUCUUGCCGCGCUUCCGAAGUACCAGCCUCACCCGCCGACGAGUGGGUUGGCUCAGGGAACGCGAACGAGCCUUGGGUCGAACUUGGCCUUCCAGGCGACGUUGUGCAAACGGAAGGAAUCAUGGAGAACUUGGAUUUGAUGCAGGACUUGCUCAACCAACCAUAUCUCGGGAACUGGCUGGACGGGCUUGACGACUUCCCUCCAAUGGAUGAAAUCUGGGCAAUCAGUACUUCAGACCUGAUGGACACAAGCAACCAUUCGGUGAAGACCGCUCUAGAUGCAAUGAGAAGUCACUUGCACACACCGUCGGAAGGAAACUCUUCUUUCCCUGAAGAAGAGAAAUGGCGGUGGUAUUCGACCUCGCCACAGUUAAACAUUUAUGACGAAGACGUCAUCAACGUACUUCUGAACCUGGCCAAAAGACACAUUUCGGCCAGUUUUGCCAUAUUCUCCGAUUUUGAAGCAAAACGAGGCACUAGAACAGAGCUUUUCCUUGCGAUGGCUGCUACGGCUUCUUCUCAAUGA